AUGGCUGCCUUUGAAGCUACAUGUUCUCCAACAGCAACGGACUCGAUACACAACGCAUACAUGGCUUCGCUCGUGCCUCCCUCGAAUGACCGGUUCCAAGAAAUUGCGCAGAUACAGUCAGCCAAGGAAAAGGAAAGUCGCAAGAAUAUCAAGGAGCAAAAGACGUUUCCGACAGGACCGAUGGACGAGAACAGCCAGGAUGCAGCAGCCAGGAUGAUUCAAAAAACGUUCCGAGGCUACCGUGCACGCAGAGAAAUGGACGGUUACAGCAUCAAUCCCGGUGCGCGUUGGGUCGCCGCCGUCCGCGACGCUCAGUUUCGUGAAACACACCGUCCACGACCACGUCCGCUCUCACCAACCGCAUCUGUCACUGGAGCAAUGCGACCUCCAUCGGCCGGCGCUCGACAGAAUUGGAAAAAGGCCGCUACGGUGGCCUUUCGAGCCGGUCGUGACGCUUCGGACAGCGAAUCAGACUGGGAUUCGGAAAGCACGGAUGCGACCAGUGUCGAAGACAAGGCUGCCAAAAGACAAAAGCGCCACGCUGAAAAUGCGAAGCGCCGGGCGGAAGCGCGCACCAUGGGACUGCAGUAUUUCUUGGAAAUGAUUGAUGUGAAGCACCGCUACGGAGCCAAUUUGCUUGUAUACCACGAGGAGUGGAAACGGUCCGACGCUCAGGAAAAUUUCCUCUUCUGGCUCGACGAUGGAGCUGGUCGCGAUAUUGAGCUCGAUGCCUGCCCCCGCGAGCAGCUAGAGCGAGAACGGGUACGAUAUUUGUCGCGAGAGGAGAGACAGUACUAUCUGGUCAAGGUCGAUAAAGAUGGAAGGCUAUGUUGGGCCAAGAACGGUGCUAUGAUCGACACAACGGAGCAAUUCAAGGACAGCAUCCAUGGCAUUGUCCCAGUUGACGACACUACACCCGCAUUUAAGCCGGCUGCCAAUCCCUUGGCAGACAACUCAGAUUCGGAUUCGGAUUCUUCCUGCGAGUCCAGACGCGAGGCUGAUCGUGCCACCAAAUACGCAACCCCAGAGUUUGACAAUGCCUUGGGCGUCAAAAAGAUUCACCACCUGUCGACGGCGACCAUCAUCAACAAGCUGCUGCGCAAAUCUGUCCGCAAGAAUUGCUGGAUAUUUGUCGCCGACACUAACUUUCGACUCUACGUCGGCCUCAAAGACUCUGGUGCCUUUCAGCAUUCAUCCUUUCUGCAGGGCAGCCGCAUUUCCGCCGCUGGGCUCGUCAAGAUCAAGAAUGGGCGCCUGCAGUCACUGUCGCCUCUGAGCGGACACUAUCGGCCACCGUCCUCGAACUUUCGGUCAUUUUUGAAAAGUUUAAAGGCGGAGGGUGUCGAUACAGGCCACUUGACGAUUUCCAAGUCGUAUGCCGUUCUCGUUGGGUUGGAAACGUACAUCAAGACGACGAAGAAGAGCAAGAAAUUUGUGGACGGACUAAUGCGAAAGAAGGGAGAGACGAAGGGUACUGGGGCGGCGCAAGAAGCCAUGCGGAAGCUUAGCAUCAAGGCAGGGGAGUAA
This is a messenger RNA of Cordyceps militaris CM01, 1527 nucleotides long. Its product is annotated as IQ calmodulin-binding protein. The record is from RefSeq and is a predicted model, not a curated record. Lineage: Eukaryota; Fungi; Ascomycota; Sordariomycetes; Hypocreales; Cordycipitaceae. Gene Ontology annotation, molecular function: protein binding. The coding region runs from base 1 to 1527 and encodes 508 amino acids. The transcript has a single exon.